Messenger RNA from Strongylocentrotus purpuratus (purple sea urchin), 5936 nucleotides. RefSeq names its product cryptochrome-1. Bases 383 to 1999 code for a protein of 538 amino acids. The transcript has 13 exons. Gene Ontology annotation, molecular function: FAD binding; DNA binding. The record is from RefSeq and is a predicted model, not a curated record. Lineage: Eukaryota; Metazoa; Echinodermata; Echinoidea; Camarodonta; Strongylocentrotidae. Gene Ontology annotation, biological process: circadian regulation of gene expression; entrainment of circadian clock by photoperiod. Gene Ontology annotation, cellular component: cytoplasm; nucleus.
UGCUGCUGGCGAUCAAAGCAAGUUGAAUAAGUGUUCCAGUUUGAAUUUCUGCCAGUCUGCUUAGUUUCUAUGCUACUCUUUUAUUCAGACGUUUACUGCCGAUCUAAAACCCAAAGUUUGGGGAUUAUUCCACCUACAUGUUUUGCUUGUACUAGGAUUGUCUGCUUAUUUUCUGUGCUACCCUCGUGUAUUACUGCCAAUCUAACACCUGAAGUUAGAGAACUGUUCCAGUCUUUUUUUCUGCUGGUGUUCGAUCUGUUCUUCAUGUAGUUGUACAGUGUACAUAAAUACUUUAUAUCUUUGAUCAGUCGAUCAGUACAUGUACACUGUAGGUUGGUCUAGAAUCACUGGCACAAAAGAUUAAGUAAUCCAUCAUUUCAAGAUGCCUGGCGGUGCCUGCAUCCACUGGUUCCGGCAUGGCCUCCGUCUCCAUGACAACCCGGCUCUACUAGAAGGCAUGACUUUAGGGAAAGAGUUCUAUCCCGUCUUUAUCUUUGACAACGAAGUCGCAGGUACAAAGACAUCUGGGUACAACCGAUGGCGUUUCCUUCAUGAUUGCCUUGUGGACCUGGAUGAGCAGUUGAAGGCAGCUGGUGGAAGACUGUUUGUAUUUCAUGGUGAUCCAUGCCUCAUCUUCAAAGAAAUGUUCCUUGAAUGGGGUGUGCGUUAUCUGACCUUUGAGAGUGACCCUGAGCCCAUCUGGACGGAGCGAGAUCGUCGGGUCAAGGCGCUGUGUAAGGAGAUGAAGGUCGAGUGCAUUGAGAGGGUCUCUCACACGCUGUGGAAUCCUGAUAUCAUCAUCGAGAAGAACGGAGGCACACCACCCAUCACGUACUCCAUGUUCAUGGAAUGCGUGACGGAGAUCGGACACCCGCCACGCCCUAUGCCUGAUCCUAUCCUCACCAAAGUCAACAUGAAGAUUCCGUCAGACUUUGAGGAGCGCUGCGCCCUUCCCAGUCUAGAAGUGAUGGGAGUAAACAUGGAGUGCACGGAGCAGGAGAAGAAGGUGUGGAAAGGGGGCGAGACCCGUGCCUUAGAACUCUUCAGGGUCAGGAUUCUUCACGAGGAAGAGGCCUUUAAGGGGGGCUAUUGUCUACCAAACCAGUAUAUGCCAGACCUGUUGGGUACACCAAAGAGCCUGAGUGCGUACCUGCGUUUUGGGUGCCUGUCGGUGAGGAGGUUCUAUUGGAAGAUACAUGACACAUACUCAGAGCUGAAGAAGGAGGUGUCACCAUCCCACCUCACGGCCCAGGUGAUCUGGAGGGAGUACUUCUACACCAUGUCUGUAGGCAACAUACACUUCAACAAGAUGAAAGAGAACCCAAUCUGUCUCAACAUUGAGUGGAAGGAAGACGAUGAGAAGCUCAAGGCAUGGACAGAUGGUCGUACAGGGUAUCCAUGGAUUGAUGCCUGCAUGAAACAACUCAAAUACGAGGGCUGGAUCCACCAGGUCGGUAGGCACGCCACCGCUUGUUUCCUCACUCGUGGAGAUCUCUGGAUCAGCUGGGAAGAUGGAUUACAGGUGUUCGACAAGUACCUCUUGGAUGCUGACUGGAGUAUCUGUGCAGGAAACUGGAUGUGGAUCUCUAGCUCUGCCUUUGAAAAGUUCUUGCAGUGUCCCAACUGCUUUUGUCCAGUUCGGUAUGGCCGCAGGAUGGACCCUACGGGUGAAUAUGUCAGGCGCUACCUUCCAGUGUUGAAGGACAUGCCGAUCCGAUACCUCUUUGAACCAUGGAAGGCACCGAGGGCAGUGCAAGAAAGGGCAAAAUGCAUUGUGGGAAAGGACUACCCGAUGCCGGUCGUGGAACACAAGUCAGCUUCAGCAGCCAACCACGAACAGAUGGAGAAAGUCGUCAACAAGCUGAGAGACACGGGCAUCGUCCACUGUGCACCGUCAACCCAGAGGGAAGUGCGGGAGUUUGUGUGGUUACCGGAGAAAAUGGCUGGCGGUGGAUCGUGUCGGGCCGACCAAAACUGCGAGGGUAUCCUUGGGCUGUAAUCCAGAUGCCCUAAAUUAGAAACGGGUCCAAAAAAGACCAUGCACUGGUGUCUUGCACGGUUGUGUAUGUUCAUCUGUUACGACACAUUUGUUGGUAUCAGUAUAGCACAUUAAUGGUGUCCGUAUAAUUGUACAGCCUAGUCUGCUGGUGAUGAAGUUGGUGCUAAUUUUGUGCUUUUGUUUUUGUCUACCUGACUGCUGAGACAGCUAGAGCAGUCACACUUGAACAGAUACACACUGCCCCAAUUUGAUAUGAUAGGCAGUCAUGAGAGACAUGCCGUCUAUAUAUGCAGGUUCUCUUUCACACAUGUUUCACUGUUAAAAGAAAACAGUCAUUGGAAACAAAAGGCUGGAGAGACUGAUGGUCUUUAUAUGCAGGUUCUCUCUAACACACGUUUCACUAAGAAAUAUGGUCAGUUGAAACAAAAAUGUGUUUUGUUAAUAGACAGGUGGUCUUUCUGUACAGGUACUUGUAGUUGCUCAUAUGAGAUGUGCCUGUUCAUGUAAAGUAGUUGUCUGUCGCAAAGCGACCAUGAUCGCCUUCAUUUUUAAAUAACAUGAUCAUGAAGGCUGUUUGCAAAGGUUGAUAAGUACCGGUAGCUCUUACAAUUAACUAAUGGCACUCUCUUGAGGAACCUGUGGCAGUUUCACACCGGCGAGGACAAGCCAGGAAGGGUGUCAACCACUAGACCCUGCAGUGACUGGUCGUAGGAUGUCAGGAGUUCUGUAUCGUCAAUCGCCCUAAAUGCUGUCACAGUGGCAUGGUUUUCUGUUAGGGUUUGCUCCCUUAGCCUUAGAUUCUAAAGAGAACCUAAACCACAAGGUGCAUGGCAGGGAUGCCAAACUCCCUGAGGUUUUGUUAUACCCGCAUACAAUAAUGAUUAAGAUUCAUUAAAAGAAUGAAGCGAUUAAAAAUACUCUAUGUUGCGUUAAGUUCAGAGUAAUAAUUGAGCAAAAACCAAAUACUAUUUUUCAAGCACUGUAUUGAUUAUUUCAAUUCAGUGUGGUAGUGUGAGGUAGUGUGAGGUACUGUGUUUCAUAAGGGUAGGGUGCAUGUGCCAAUAAGUGCAAGUAAAAAUAAAUCUCCCCUAGACGUAUCCGUGUAACGUGUAGGACCUUUAUUGUGCGCAAGUACUUUUUUCCAUCCCCACUAGCUUCAGAAAAAUAAAACUGAAGUUUGUUAGCAAGCCUUUGUAAGCUUCCCUGUCUUUACAUGUAUAUCAGUAUAGAUAAACAACUCAUGGACCUGCACUGCUAGUGCUUUCUGAGAGAGUCGGCCAUUGCGGAUCAAAGCCUUUUAAAAGGGCACAAGCACAUUGACUUUGGUUUCAGACUAGGAACCUCUGCAUUCAAGACACCGCCCUUCUACAGAGCCAUCCUUUUAAUACAGUGCAAUCUGUAUUUACUAAAGACUGCGUAAGUGAGACACAAAAAGUGGUCUUUAUAGGGAGAUGGUCAUUAUGUACAGGAUGCUUUAGUAUAUGUUUCAAUGAGAAACCAUUUUCUAAGGAAAUAAUAAAUUAGCUCUUUGUAGACCGGUGGUCUUUCUAUUCAAGUGGUCGCUAAUGCAGGUUUGACUGUACUAACUCCCUUUCCUGUUUUCUUAUCCAGUGGUAAUAAAAAUUAUCUGUACAACAAUAUGUGUGUGUAUACAUGUUGUAUAACUCCCAACCUUUCCAAUUUGGGAUCUAAAAUUCCUCUCUUAUGACUAUGAAAUCUAUGUUUGGACCCCUAAAUUCCUUCUCUUUUACUGAAAUAUUCUGUGUAAAAGCAUGCAAAUUGUAUUGUAUUCCUAAUUUGGGCAUUGGAGAUUCAUAAUUUAUGCCGUUGUGUUCCGUCAAACGGUUUCAGGGAGAGAAGUCUUUAAGGUAAUGCUCAAUAGAAAAGCACUCUUUGUGAUAAGUUGAUAAAGUGCAAGCAGAAAAAAAAAUGUUAGCGAGACAACAAAUAAAAAUGAAUAAUGUUUUAAUGUACAACAAAAUUAAUGGGACAGUUGGCCAUAAAUUUCUCAUCGACUGACCCAAUUACUGAUUUGAGAUUCAUGUAGAUACAGUGAUCUCACAGGUUAGACAUCCAUAAAUUUCUGAUUAUAUUUCCACUUUCGUACAAACCUAAACCAUCCUGUUUUUCUGAUUUUUUCUCUGCUUUGCUUAAGCCCAAGUUAUCCUAAAGGUGGAUUCUUCCUGAUAUAUGGAGCUAUGAGAUAAUAUACUCUUCCAAAGCCCUUCUGCAGAUCACACAUCAAUUUUUUCCUUAUCCUUUAUAUGUUUAUACAGGGUUUAAAUGCUGAUCACGAUUGUGUAUGUGUGUGCUUUUUAUAUUAAUUACAUAUGUGUGCUGUGGCGAUCACUAAGAAAUGUACAUGUACGUGUGUUUAUCCGAGAUUUGGAAACGUUUUAAAAUUUUAUUGGUGUAGAAAUUUUGCAGAUAUGAAUAUAUUUUUCAUAAAUAAUGAACAAAUUAACGAUUGGGCUGCUAUCAUCAUUUCUUGGCUUUUUAAAAAAAAAAACCUUGAGUACCAAAGCAUAUUUAAUAAUAAAUUUGAACUAUUUUUCAUGAAGUGCAGAAAUGGUGUGUAGACAAAACACCUUUAUCAAUGUACAGUAAAAUAUGCUAAAUCUACUGCCAGUAAAACCCAUGCCAGUAAACUAAAACUAUGUGAGAGCCUACAGGAUGCUACACAUGAAUCUAAUGAAGGAUACAGCAGCCUCCUUGAAGUAGGCUGUUCCUUUUGCGUUGACUGCUGAGCCUGGUUGGUGGUUCCAGGUCUUUAGAAAAAGUGGUCAAUUGGAACCCCAUCAACAACAAUGUGGUCAUUUCGGUCACCCUUAUGCCCCAAAAUUACGAUUUAUAUUACUUGAUUUUUGUCCAAAAUCGAUCCCAAUUUUCAGUCAGAAUCAACUGAUGGGUGGGGCUUGACAUACAAAUUGAAAUCCAAAAAAAAGAAGAAAAUGUACACAGACAUCAGAAAAAUCAAUCUAAUUGGAAUUAUUACACAGUUGAUUUUGGUCAUUUUGAUUGGUGGCUAGGGUAGUGACUGCACUGGUUGAAAGACGUUGACCGAGAGCUGAAAACUUGGCCUUAACAUUUUCUUAAAAUGUAUGCUGGGAGCUUUAUUUCAUAUUUAUAUGUAUACAUGGUAUUCAAUACGUAUGCUUGAUCACCUUAACUUGUGCUUUGAUUAAUAACCAUUAUUUACGCUGCUAAAUUUAGAAAUAAAUAUUGCAGACUUCACACUUUUUAAUAAUAAUAAGAUAAACAACUCCAAAGACUAUCAAGAAAUCAACUCAAUUCUAUUUGCCUAAACAAAUUAUUUCAAACUAUUGUAAUGCUUGUGAAUUUUAAUAGAUGAUAGAGGCUGUUAAAAGAUUGCCCUCAGGUUAACUUCUGCGAGGCUUUGUGACCAUAUGUUAUAAUUUUUCCACUAUUUUUGAUUAAUCCCUAAUCUACAAUUAAGAAAACGGGUGUUUACCUUGAUAAUGAUAUUUUGAGCUUUUUAAUUGUGUUCAAGUUUUUAUAAAUUCAUCUGUAUCAUUGCUGUCAUAAUCUUGGAUAAAAAUUGUGCAAUCAAGUUGUAUAUUACUGUUGUAUUUGUUAAGUAUUUGUUAAACCUAAAUAUAUCGAUCAUCAUUAUUCUCAGUGUAUAUAUUCAUUUAACCAUAUUAUGAGUGGUUUGUAUGGUUCGAUAAAUGUAGCGGUAGUCUUAAUUGAUAUUGUCAUGUGUUCACGAUGGAAUUAUAAAGACAAUGUAUGUGUUGGAAUGCUUAUAACACGCGAUCGUCCUUAAAAGAUUUAGGAGUGUCAAGAGAACAUUUAUGCAUUUAUUGUUGAUAUAAAUUUGAAAUGUGAGUAUAUGCAGUCAAAGUAUUUUAUAUUUAUAUCUCUAAACCUUAAAGUUUGUUUCAGAUGUGUCAUGGUAAACCACCGCAAAAAAAAA